AUGAGCAAGUAUUAUGAUGAUCAUCUUGAGGCUGCAGAGAAUGAUAUAAGCUCAAGAAAUUUCUGUAAUUUGGUCGAUGCAGCCGUUGCGUUAUACGAAGAAGAACAACAUAAGCGUCUUCUUGGUGAGAAAGAUAAAUCCAAAUCCCACACGAAGGUGAAGAUUCUCUCUGAAGAUGAAGAAGAGCAGCGCGAGAAGAGCUUCUUCCAUCUCUUCCCGAGAAAAAGAAGAAGUUUAGUUGUUACUAAAAGGGUGUGGAGAAACCCUGAAGAAACCCAUCAAAAUGUCAAUGGUGCUUCUACUUCUUCUUCGUCGCUCCUCGACCUUAACACGAUCCCCGUUGAUUGUGACCCACGAAACCCUCAUCAAUGCUUUCUCUCAGCUCAUUCCGAGAGGAAUCACCCACAAAACCCUCAUUCUUCUUCAACCUUACCUGCCGAUUACAACGCGGCUGAGUUCGAGACGGAGAUGAGGACAAACCCACAAAACCCUAAUUCCCAGUUGUCAUGCCUAACAGAGAAGACAAGCCACAAGCGCCCUGCCGUGCAAGAUAGAAACCCUAGUGCUGCAAGAAAAUCUAAGAAAGCAAAGGUUUCUCCUUCUUCUUCAACCUUACUCAUCGAUUGCAACACGGCUGAGUUCGAGAAGACAGAGAUGACGACAAACGCACAAAACCGUAGUUCGUCUUGCCUAAGAGAGAGGACAAGCCGCAAGAGACGUGCCGUGCAAGAUAGAAACAUUAGUCGUGCAAGAAAAGCCAAGAAGCCAAUGGUUCCUUCUUUUUCUUGGAUAGGGAGAGCGAUACCGGAAUGUCUAAUCCCAAUGAUGGAAAGCAUGAAGAAAACCAGACGAACCAAAGUAAUCGAAGGAAACGAAGUAACCGAAGGCCCGAGGCUCAUCUUUGAGAAGAAACUGACCAAAACAGAUGUUAAACCACAACAGAGCCGUCUCUUAAUGCCUUUCAAAACCCUAAUCCGUAACGACUUCUUGACGCCUGUGGAGUCAAGUAUCGUAGCAGAAGAAGAUGACAAUGAAGAAGGACUUGGAGCGAUUCUAGUGAAUCAACAGAAUGUAAAGUGGGGUUUGAUUUUGAUGAGACGGCUAAUGGAGAAAAAGUCAGGGAGAGGAACCUUGAAUUACGCUUUGAUUUGCGGGUGGAACGAAAUCGUUGAGAGCAACGGAUUGAAAACAGAUGACGACAUCAGUAUUUGGUAUUUCAGGUUGCGUGGAAUCCUCUGCUUUGCCCUUGUUCUUCCUCCUCCUCCUCAUAUUGCGCAGAGUACCUCUUCUUCCCUUGCUCCCUGUCUCAGACGAUUUUUGGAGGUUUUGUGUAGUAACAAUUAG
Molecule: messenger RNA, 1344 nt
Organism: Thlaspi arvense
Lineage: Eukaryota; Viridiplantae; Streptophyta; Magnoliopsida; Brassicales; Brassicaceae
Source: the annotation of a GenBank genome assembly